Uncinocarpus reesii 1704 is the source of this 1344-nucleotide messenger RNA. RefSeq lists its product as uncharacterized. Lineage: Eukaryota; Fungi; Ascomycota; Eurotiomycetes; Onygenales; Onygenaceae. Bases 1 to 1344 code for a protein of 447 amino acids. The record is from RefSeq and is a predicted model, not a curated record. The transcript has a single exon.
AUGGUUUCAUUGAUCUUGGAGUCCGAAUCUAUCACCAGAGAUAUACUAACCGCCCUUCGUGAAAUUUCAACCGGCCCAGAGUUCACACGCUAUCUGACGGUCAAUCGUGAAUUUCUCAGGCUAGGUGUUGAGCUAUCGCUCAGCUGUCUAGUGUUGACAGAACGCACACUUCCGCGAUUCUUGACAUGCAUGGAGCAGCGACCAGUACCUGCGGAAUUACCCAUUAGAUCUCUGACCCUGAACCUGGUAGUCCGAGACCCUUCUCACACAGGAGAACCAACAGGCCUAGGGUCCGUGGCAUAUCCACUGUAUUUCUCCAGUUGCAAUAUUAUAGAGCGCGAUGCCCUACUGCAAUACUUUUCGUUUCGUGUCGAUGCUCAGUCGGUUGCAGGGAGCUGGUAUGAUGACAAUUAUACGCCGAUAGAGCCGGAAUUUUAUCACGGCCACCUUGUUGCUCUGCUGGAAGCCCUGCCUCCGACCUGUUCCAGUCUCGAGCUCGACACUGCAGGAGUUGAACGUUAUUUUCACGGCGAGCAUCUAUGUGGACAUAUUGCUAGAGUUAUACCGCGCCUCCGCCACAUUCGUUUGCGGGUACGCAACCUCUGCUCGGAUUUCAUACACCUACCCGGAGAGGAUGACCCGGAUUUCGGCCAAAACAUUUACCCCAACCUCCGUUCCAUUCUGAUAAAUGGCGACAUCCCGAUUGGACACUCGAUGUCCACGGGAGUCUGCAGUACUGUGGAUUCCCCGAACUCCUUGCAUGAAGAGAUUAUCCCGGUCCUCCUCUCGAACCACAGACUGCACAUGCGUGGUCUGAAUCGGCUGGAGCUAUAUGAUUCAAUGGUUGUGGAGGGUCCCUCAAGGGCAUUUACCAUGAUGCGUAAGACAGACGUCCUUGAUGAGCUGAGCUGGUUCUCACCAUCCCUGUACCUUCCCAAUUACCAUUUCGACCGCGAUAGACGACAAACCUGGCGCGUUAUUCGGUCUGAUACUGGCGAGGAGAUCGUCGGGCCUCGCAACUCUGUGCCCGAGCUUUUCGAAUAUGCGUGGGAUACCACGUCGGAGGGGGCAAGAUUUCCUGUUGGCUGCGAUGGGCCUGGGUUUCCCGUCCAGCGUGCCUUUGGCUGGCGGUUAGCUUGGGGCGGUAGCAACAUCAGAGAUUUCGCCGCGUACCAGAACCAACAGCGAGCCCUUUAUCCUCCUGACUCUAAAGAAAUGGCAAUAAUUUUGAGUCUCGAUUUUAUAGGGUGGACGCCAACAGGUUUUCAUGGCGUGGAUGCCCAUCUAUUUCAAUUGCGGCCUAUGAACACCCCUAAUGGGCACCACGAACCCCUCCCCAAUUAG